AGUAGCCGUAGUCGGUCGGAGCGCCGGCGGUGGGGGAUUCUGGGAGAAGAUGGCGGCCGCCGUUCACCCUCGGGUUGUCCGGGCCCUGCCAAUGUCACGUUCUUCUAUUACUGCAAUAGCCACAUCCGUGUUUCAUGGCCCACCCCAGCGCCAGCUUCAUCAUGCACUCAUACCUCAUGGGAAAGGCGGGCGCUCCUCAGUCAGUGGGGUUGUGGCCACUGUGUUUGGAGCAACAGGAUUCCUGGGCCGAUAUGUUGUCAAUCGCCUUGGACGUAUGGGGUCACAGGUGAUCAUACCCUAUCGGUGUGAUACAUAUGACAUCAUGUACCUUCGUCCCAUGGGUGACCUGGGCCAGAUUAUCUUUUUGGAAUGGAAUGGGAGAAACAAAGAUUCUAUCCGAAGAGCAGUGGAGCACAGCAAUGUGGUCAUCAAUCUCGUUGGGCGAGAUUGGGAAACCAAGAAUUUUGAUUUUGAGGAUGUUUUUGUGAAGAUUCCCCUAGCGAUUGCUCAAGUGUCCAAGGAAGCUGGAAUUGAAAAAUUCAUUCAUAUUUCCCAUCUGAAUGCUGAUAUUAAAAGCUCUUCUAGAUAUCUGAGAAAUAAGGCUCUUGGAGAGAAAGAAGUGAGAAAUGCUUUUCCAGAAGCCACUAUCAUAAAGCCAUCGGACAUCUUUGGAAGAGAGGAUAGAUUCCUCAAUCAUUUCGCAAAUAUUCGCUCAUUUGGUGGUGUACCUCUUAUUUCCAUGGGCAAGAAGACAGUGAAACAACCGGUAUAUGUUGUAGACGUAGCCAAAGGAAUUGUUAAUGCAAUUAAGGACCCAGAUGCCAGAGGGAAGACUUUUGUCUUCGUUGGGCCCAAUCGGUACCUCCUUUUUGACCUGGUGCAGUAUGUCUAUGCUGUGGCUCACAGACCCUUCCUCCCGUACCCUUUGCCACAUUUUGCCUAUCAAUUGGUGGCACGACUCUUGGAAGUGAGUCCAUUUGAGCCCUGGACCACGAGGGAUAAGGUGGAGCGGGUUCACAUCACAGACAUGACCCUGCCUCACCUCCCUGGCUUGGAGGACCUUGGUAUUCAGGCAACACCCCUGGAACUCAAGGCCAUUGAGGUGCUGCGGCGUCAUCGCAGUUACCGCUGGCUGUCUUCUGAAAUGGAAGAGGUGAAGCCAGCCAAGACUGUCGACGUUUAGUGGCUCCUGAGCUGCCCUUGGUGUUUGGUGUCAUUCAGGUCACCUGGCUAGUGACCAGCCACUUUCGUCAGAGAAUCUUGUACAUAGUGAAUAAGAUCCCUCUCUUAAAACAUCUGGGGUUAAAUUCUG
Messenger RNA from Ceratotherium simum simum (southern white rhinoceros), 1312 nucleotides. RefSeq names its product NADH:ubiquinone oxidoreductase subunit A9 (gene NDUFA9). NCBI's taxonomy places the organism in Eukaryota, Metazoa, Chordata, Mammalia, Perissodactyla, Rhinocerotidae. Gene Ontology annotation, cellular component: mitochondrion. Gene Ontology annotation, molecular function: protein-containing complex binding. The record is from RefSeq and is a predicted model, not a curated record.